GAGAAAUAAACCGCAAGCAGUCCAGAAGCUGUUGUUGACCUGGUCUGAGUCUAUCAGGAGCUCCAAUAUGGACACAAACAUCAACUAAAAAAGGAUAUUUCCUUAACAGUAUCGAUUUGCAUAUAUAGGAUUUAUCUGUUUGCAACUAACUAAAGAUACAAGUGGUGUCCUAAUUUGAGUAAGAGAGAUACUUUUCUCAGAUCCGCUAUGAAGAGCUCACCGAGGACGCUGCGCUGCGCUCCAUCGCACUGAAGUUCUCUCUGCAAACAGGUGGAUUUCCAGUUUCCUCAGAGGGUACCUGAAACUUUGACAUGCCUGCCCCACCUCCUCCCCCUCCACCGGCCCCCCCUCCGCCGCCUCCACCCACCGCCGCCCUGCCGCAGUGCCCGGUGGAGCCCCCAAAUGUCCAGUCUGGAGGAGGAGGAGGAAGGAAUGCACUUCUGGCCGACAUCCAGAAAGGAGCCAAGCUGAAGAAAGUCACGCAGGUCAAUGACCGUAGUGGUCCCAUUGUCGAUAAGCCCAAGACUAACACUGGAGAUACCGCUGGAAAUGCUGGUGCUUCCAACGGCUCCUCUGGUGGGUCGGCCCCCAUGGGCCCCCCCCUCAGUGGGCUGUUUGCUGGAGGGUUUCCCACUCUCAGGCCCAUAGGACAGAGAGACGUAGCGGGCAAGACUCAAGUGUCUCGAUCGAGCUCUUCAGCCUCUCUGCAGCCGCUGUGGAGCCCUCCGGCAGCAGCCGAGGCCGGCAGCGUUUCUGAGCCUCCCAGGACAGCGGAGGUUCAAAGCUCCUUCCACCGCCAGCUCGUGCCUUCUUCUUCUGCUCCACCAUCUCCCUCUCACGGCACCAAGCCCCCACCUCAUUUCCCUGCUUCCUCUCCCGCUGGUCCUCCCCAUGCACAUCCCUUUGCUCAUCCUUCUGCUCCUCCACCUGCCCCUCCCUCUGCUCAUCCACCUGCCCAUCCUUCUGAUCAUCCCCAUGCUCAUCCCUCUGCUCCUCCGCCCGCCCCUCCCUCCGCUCAUCCCCAUGCCCAUCCCUCUGCUCAUCCCUCUGCUCCUCCACCUGCCCCUCCCUCCGCUCAUCCCCAUGCCCAUCCCUCCGCUCAUCCCCAUGCCCAUCCCUCCGCUCCACCCCCACCCCCGCCACCUCAGGGCCUCCAGGACCGGCCAGCCAGCAAGCCUCCGCCUCUCCCCUCCUGCCCUCCCCCUCCCCCUCCAUCCCAGGUUACCAAGCCUACGUGGCUCCCCCUCCAGCAGCCUCUCCACACAUCUGUGCACCAGCCUUCGACUCCCCCUCCUCCUUCUCCUCCUCCAACGUACCAGCCUCCGUCCUCCGUUCAAGGAGACCGUUCCUCAGGUUGCUUCUACACCCCACCUCUCCCUACAGUCUACUCCGAAUCCUCCAGGUUCCCUAUCCUGCGCGACAGCCCCCUGGGACCCCCUCCUCCACCUCCUCCACCUCUACCUACGUCUUUAACCCCCAGCUGUCCAUCCACCCUUCCUCCACCACCUCCCAAAGUGGGCCCUUUACCCUCGCCAACCAUACGAUCACUGCCUCCGUCGUACCCCUGCAACGCUCCGACUCGACGGCCACCAGCCGUGCCCAGAAGUGCAGGUGUGGGUCGGCUGGCUCCUCCCCCGGCUCCUCCGGCACGUUCCCCCACCACGGAGUUGUCAUUUCGCAUUCCUCCUCCUCCUCCGCCUCCUCCUCCUCUGCCGCCGUUCAGCCACAGGAACGGACACCUGCAGAGCCUAGAUGACUUUGAGUCCAAGUUCCAGUUCCACCCUGUAGAAGAUUUACCGCCACCGGAUGAAUUCAAGCCGUUCCCUCGGACCUACCCCAGCAAAGAGAACAGAGUGAACCCCAAACCGCCUGGGAUCAGGACACACCUCAGAUGAGUCAUGGACUCGCCCUCUUCCUCAUCCCUGACACGCAGCACAGAGAAUAAUCUCCAUAACUUCUCCUCUGUCUUUAACGACAAUAACACGACUGCCAUAGGGCCUCUGUGCAGCUGCGUUCAAUGUAAUCGUGUGUGCACCAGUGUGUGUGCGUGUGUGUAUACAAGUGUCAAACAGGACCCCGCCUUAUUCUGACAAUGUGACCUCUGACCUUUUCCAAUGUGGAAUGUUUUGAAUGUAUGUGAGGAGGAGGACUCGCCACGCUCAUAAGCUACAGACAGAUAGCACAAAGACGCUCCAGCACAAGUGUCUUCCAGUAACUACAUUUAACAGUAUGUGCUUCAUUAGCCACACUUUAUAUAUGUAUCUGCGUCUUUACUGUACUGCGUUUAAAUUCUGAUAUCUAAUACACUUAUUUGUUUUUAAGAUACGCUGUUCAAAACAAAUACAAGCUGGAAUUUAAGUGUGUUGAAAUGUGUUGCUUUCUAACCCACCGUUUAAAUGAUCAAGCACAACAAUCAUGCAGAAUCUUUUAUAUUUUGUUUUGAGUUUUUAACAAACAGUGAAAGUGAAUACGUGAUUAAAACAAAAGCCACAUCUGAUCUGAUCUUUAAUGUGAAAACAAGAUUGUGAGUCAAGUCUUGGUUAUUUCUCAUCUGCAUUGCAGGGUAUGUAAAACCUGAGUGAUCAUUAAUCCUUGUGCAGUGCAGUGGUUCUCCCUUCUGCUAAUGUGAUUUAGACAAAAAUAACGUCAUAGAACAGUUACUAACAUUGUGAAGACUGUAUUAAGUUUUAAUAAAGCAAAUAAUAAAUGUG
Molecule: messenger RNA, 2711 nt
Organism: Cololabis saira (Pacific saury)
Lineage: Eukaryota; Metazoa; Chordata; Actinopteri; Beloniformes; Belonidae
Gene: wipf3
Product: WAS/WASL interacting protein family member 3
Exons: 8
Coding region: 312-1895 (527 amino acids)
Molecular function (GO): actin binding
Source: RefSeq, a predicted model, not a curated record